This is a messenger RNA of Oldenlandia corymbosa var. corymbosa, 3566 nucleotides long. The record is from the annotation of a GenBank genome assembly. NCBI's taxonomy places the organism in Eukaryota, Viridiplantae, Streptophyta, Magnoliopsida, Gentianales, Rubiaceae.
GUUCUUCCAUUUCUCUCUCUUUUUCCUGAUUUAAUGCCAGCCCUUUUAACCAUACUUGUUGAAUCAUAGUAUCAUAUAAAUAUCACAAGACUUUUGCAAUUAGAAGUCACUUACACUGAUUAGUAAAAAUGGCUACUGUGUAAGGAGUUAAUAAUAGUUGGAUUUGGAGUAAGUAGUCAUUUUCAAGUUCUUGACUUUAUGUCUCAUAAAACCAAAUCAACAAAAACUCAAUCAAGUGAAAAGGGGGAUGUUUUGGGGGAGUGUGCCAAAAAUGCUGUAGUGGAAAAAAUAUAUAGUUUUUUUAUUAAAAAAAAAGUCCAUAUAGGUCAGUAGGGAUCUGUGUCAUGGUCUACUUAUUGCAAAUAUGGUAGCAAAACAGUAGUAGUAGUAGGAUUUAUAGACCUUCUUAUCACCCUGGUUUUAUUUAAGUAUUCUGAGAAAGAAAGAAAGAGAAGAAAAGAAAGAAAGGUCAGCAACUCAGCAUGCUUUGCUUCCUGAACCAAACAAGGACACAUUUUUAGGCAUUAGGAUUGUGAGGUUGCGUGUUUUGUCAACUAAAUUUUACUACUUUUCUGGGGCCAAGAGAAAAAGAGGGGAAAGAAGGCAGUAGUAGAAAAGGGAAUCUGAUCUCUCUCUCUCUCUGCGUCUUUUUUCUUCUAUUUAUUCUAUACUCUUUUGCCCAUUUUCUGCUUCCUUCCGUUUUAAUCAUCUGUUCACAUAGGCCUGGUUUAUAACACAAGAAGGGGAAUUGGGAGACUAAACCAAAAGGGAUAAACACACACAGACACACACUCCACUCUCCACGCAUUCAUUUUAAAGUAAAAACUUUGAAGAUUUGCAGUCCAGAACUAUCAAUUUCUUUUGGUUUUUUUGUGGGGUUAAAUUUUGAUUUGAAGAGGAGUGUGUUUACAUGUGUUGUUUUCUUUGAAACAAAUUUCUGCUCAGUCAAAGAUUUGAGCUUUAUUAGUACUGCUGUCCGGUUGCUAUCCAGUGAUUCCUUCCUUCUUUAAGUUUGCCUCUUCCUUUUUAUGUUGUUUUUCAAUGAUGUGGGCUGCUAAGUUUUUCAGCUUUGGUUAGACAUUGAAGGUAAAGUUUCAUUCUUUCUUUGUCCCUUUUUUAGUUUUUCUUUUUUCUCCACACGUAUGGAUGGAUUUUAUCUCUUCUAUAAAAACCACAUGAACUGCAUGUCUUAUAGGUUUGUUUGCAGCUGUUCUCUUUUCUCUAACCAAAACCUCACUUUUCUUUUUUUUUUUUCCCUCUGCAGAAGUCUUAUCUGUCUACGCUAUAUAAUUCUUGCAUUUCUGUUCUAAAAAAUCUCAACCCAAGACCUCAGACCUCAUUUUUUUCCAAUUGAAUCUUGGAAAUACAAUGGAGGGAUGUCCUAAACUACUCGAUUUGAUACCAAAAGAAGGGGAAUGGAAUGUGAAAAUGGAAGCAGGCCGUGAUGGUGUUUCAGAGGAGAAGAAAUUGGAGCUCAGGCUUGGUCCACCUGGAGGAGAUGAAUCAUCAUCUCCAUCUCUUCCUUCUUUUAACCGGUUUCCUAACAUGAUGACCAAUGUUUCUACAACUUCUGGGAUGAAGAGAGGUUUCACAGACACUGCAAAUGGUAGUAAACAAGCCCAGAAAUUCCCAUCAUUUUCUGAUGAUCAUGUGUUCUCAACCACUACAACAACUCCAUGGUCAACUUCAUCUUCAUCAUCAGCUUAUAACCAAGGGAAAGGCCAUCAGCCGCAGCAGCAGCAAACAAAAGGGAAUUCAUCAUUUCUUCAGCUCCAGUCAACUUCACAGUGUCUGCCUGCUGUUAUGUCAAAGGAAUCAUCACAGCACUGUUGUCCCAAAACAGUAGACUUGCAGACUGCAGAAAAGAAGGCAUUUUCAUCAACUUCUUCUGCUAACACAGCUGUGCCCAACAGUACUGCUCAGAAAAGAACUACUGCUCCAGCUCCAGUUGUGGGGUGGCCACCAAUUCGUUCAUUCAGAAAAAACCUUGCAAGUAGCAGUAAUUUGAAGUCCACUUCUGGAUCUCUUAACAAUACCAGCAAGAUUACUGCUGAUGAAAAAGUGAAAACUGAAAAAUGCCAGCAGCUCAAGGGUUUGUUUGUGAAGAUCAAUAUGGAUGGAGUCCCUAUUGGAAGGAAAGUUGACCUUAAUGCCUAUGAUAGUUAUGACAAACUCUCCUCUGCUGUUGAUGAACUUUUCAGAGGCCUUCUAGCAGCUCAAGGUGAUUCCCCUGCUGGUGGAAUUCAGAACAACAACAAUGGAAGAGAGGGAGAGAAAGUGAUUAGUGGCUUAUUGGACGGUAGUGGAGAAUAUACCCUUGUAUAUGAAGAUAAUGAAGGAGACAGGAUGCUUGUUGGGGAUGUCCCAUGGCAGUAAGCAUCUUUUCUUGUUUUGGAUCUGAUGCCUCCUUAAUAUUUUUUAUUAAAAUAAAAUUACUACUUGCUAACCUUUUAUAUUCCUAGUACAAUUUGUCACUAUUGGUUUCAAGGGAAAAAAGAACAUAUCUUCAACCUAAUCUCACUAGAUUUGCAUCAUAUAAAUUAUCUUCCUUCUAUUGGAAUCAAACUGCAAGCUGUUAUUGUUAGAAAUUAGGACCAACAAGAACAUGCUAUUAUUCUCAACUGACUCAUUAAGAGUAUAAGACCAGCUGUCUGGUAUGGAGUCUAUAUGAUUAUAUUAUCUACAUGAACCUAAAUGAAAACAUGUGUUUUAAUAUUAUACGAUAGCUCUUAGUGAUUCAUAAAGUCGACCCGAAUAGUUUUUGAGAAAAAUUAGUGGUGGUUGUUUGUUAGAUGUAUCGUCUACAUGGGAGUUUCAUAUCAUCUUCAACCCAACCUUGUUGAUAUUAUUGUCUUAAAAGAAACAUGUCUCAAUCAAGUUUGAAGUUUUUGGCAAAAUUGUUUGUUUGCCUAACUCAUUUUGGCUGUCCUGUAUUUGUCUGCAGCAUGUUUGUCUCCACAGUAAAGAGGCUGCGGGUGUUGAAAAGCUCUGAGAUUUCCAAACUAUGCCGUAAGUCGUAAUUUCACAUUUACCCUUGUGACACUGUGCUAAGAAUAUGAAAUGAAGCAAGUUCUAAGACAUGAAAUUUUUCUUCCUUCUUUUUUGGAUUUUGUAGGUGGGAGCAAGCUAGGGAAUACCUCACUUGACGUUUCACUGAAAUGAGGAAACAACUCUGAUUGUGUAAUGACUUGCACUUUUAACAGUUUAUAUAUGGCUGGCUGGAAAGAUAACCCAAACAAGGGCAAAUGAUUUUGUAAUUAACUACAACUGCUGCUGCUGAUGAUGGGUGGUUGUAUUAGGAAGGACAAACUUGUCAUUUUGAAUUUUUUUUAUUUUGUUUUUCACUUUUUUGCCUUUUUUAAAAUCCUUCUUGGUCGUGGAAUGUGUGGAGUGUCUGAUGCAAAAGUGCAUAUAUUUCUUGCUAAACUGUUGAAUAUGGAGUUAAAAAGUAUGUAACUUUUUACCCCCUGAUGAUCAUGUAAGUAUCUCAUGUUCUUGAUUUCAGAUGGUUAUUAACUUAACUGGUCCUUUUCCGCUCUGCAUCUAGUGAGCUUUUUUACCUGUCA